GCGGCCGCUGGGUUUGCAAGGCGCAAUCCAAGAGGGAUUUAAGCAGCCCGGAGCUCCUAGAAAAGGAGCGAGAGAGAACCACUCUCAGAGACGGUUUAGCGGUUAGCCUAAAUUAAAUAUAUAUUUUUUUGAAAGAACUGUUGAGUUUUAUCAUUUUCCUUAAGUGACGGUGCACAGCGCUAUAACUGCAAAAUGGGGAAACAGAACAGCAAACUGGCCCCAGAAGUCAUGGAGGACCUGGUGAAGAGCACCGAGUUUAAUGAGCACGAGCUGAAGCAGUGGUACAAGGGCUUCCUCAAGGAUUGUCCAAGCGGGAGGCUGAACCUCGAGGAGUUCCAGCAGCUCUAUGUGAAGUUCUUCCCCUAUGGAGACGCCUCCAAGUUCGCGCAGCACGCCUUCCGCACCUUCGACAAGAACGGGGAUGGCACCAUCGACUUCCGAGAGUUCAUCUGUGCCCUGUCCAUCACCUCCAGAGGCAGCUUUGAGCAGAAACUGAACUGGGCUUUCAACAUGUAUGAUCUGGACGGUGACGGCAAGAUCACCCGGGUGGAGAUGCUGGAGAUUAUCGAGGCUAUCUACAAAAUGGUGGGCACUGUGAUCAUGAUGAAAAUGAAUGAGGACGGCCUCACGCCUGAACAGCGAGUGGACAAGAUCUUCAGCAAGAUGGAUAAGAACAAAGAUGACCAGAUUACACUGGAUGAAUUCAAAGAAGCUGCAAAAAGCGAUCCUUCCAUUGUAUUACUUCUGCAGUGCGACAUUCAGAAAUGAGCUGAUGUCAAUGCUAUGGACUGCACAGAAGUCUUGAUGUUCCAUUCAGUCUGCAGCUAUACACACACACACACACACACACACACACACACACACACACCACACCACACCCCCACACAAUUGCUUGGACUACCUAUAAAUGGACUUGCUUCUUGUGUUUGAAACACUUGUGUGCAUGAGAAUGUCAUUUGCUAAUGAAUUUUAAAAGCAUAUAUUAUAAAAACAAAUCCGACAACCUGCCACAAUGUGAUAUGUGUAAUAUCAUUUCAUUAAAAUACAUCUUCCUCCAAAGCCUGGGCAGAAGCGUGCUGCAAAGAAUUCUAUGAUUUCUUGUACAUGUUUUGCUAAUGCUUGUGUCCCUUGAUUAUAUAAUAUUAGUAGCACUGAGACCCCACCACCACAGUAAUGUAACUUAUUAUGGGCUGCAUCACCAUUCUCCUGUAAAAUAGUACUGGACAGACACACAGGAGGGGCCCUUGGCUCCCUGUCUGGCCCACACACAGCUUGUAUUAUCAGUGAAUAUAAAUGUACUACAUUUGCAUGCCUUUUGGGUUUGCCUUAAUUCUUACCUCAUUUGUAACCUCUCAAUCUGGAAAGAGCUGUUUUGGAUGAAUGCAGUAUACAACUUAAAAAUCCUGCUCAACUAUUCAUUAAGUAUAACUAUAUA
This is a messenger RNA of Apodemus sylvaticus (European woodmouse), 1435 nucleotides long. RefSeq names its product visinin like 1 (gene Vsnl1). The transcript has 4 exons. The coding region runs from base 193 to 768 and encodes 191 amino acids. Lineage: Eukaryota; Metazoa; Chordata; Mammalia; Rodentia; Muridae. The record is from RefSeq and is a predicted model, not a curated record. Gene Ontology annotation, molecular function: calcium ion binding.